UAAGGAAUAUUUAUUUUGGAAACUUUUUCGGACAUGUUUUGGAACUACAAAAUUUCUCAAAAAAACUUUCCGCUUUAAAUCUGUUCAAAUAUAUCUCAAAGAAGAGGUGUUGAAGUUUGUGAUUACGUUACGUAUGGAAAACAAGGUUUGGAAUAUAAUGAGACCAUAUUUUAAUUCCUUAACAAUUUUAAGAUGGCAAAUAUUACCAGAUUACUCUUUGAUUGCAAUACCGUUACCAAAAUGCUCUCUCAUUCGAAUACCAAUUGAACUUUUACCGAUUGAUUCAAUUGGUACACCUUUAAUUUCGGAAAGAAGUAAAACAAAAUAUAUUAAUUUGAAGCAGUUUCUUUCGAAAAUCUCAAAAUAUAAAAGCAUACCUCAAAUCGGAAGAGCGUGCCAAAUUUUGAACAAAAUACUUACUUUAAAUAAUAAUAAAUUGGGUUCAACUUCCACAAAAAAUGGACUUUUGACCUAUAGAAAACUGAACACCAGGAAGAGUAACAAGAAGCAAUUGAUUUUCACGGUAGAAAAGUCAAAUUCAGAGCCAUUGAAUUAUAAACAACUGUCAAAUAAACAAACUUCUUCAAAUAUUUGCAAUCAACAUUUCAACGAUUUAAUAUCAAAAUUAUCAAGAGUUGAAAAUAUGAUUUGCAAUAUCAUUGAAAAUAAAAAUGAAUUCAGUCUAAUGGCCAUCAAAGACAAACUCAUAACUAACGAGUAUCAAGAUAAUUACUGUCAAAUUUCAAACGAAGAAUCUACCAUUUCAGAAAAUGAUGGUGUUAAGAAAGAACUAAUAUUAAUCUAUUCUCGGGAUCAUAAAGACAACAGAAUGAGCUGUUUUGACGAAACGAUGUCUUCUGAUAUUUUGACCACUGGUAAUGAACCAUUAAGGUCAGAGAGAAAUUUUGAUAAAAUAUCAGUUAAAACCACCACAUCAUCAAAGCGUAGCGUUGACUUCAAACAGUUGAUUAUGUCAAAGAAACAAAACUCAGAGCAAACUCAGACAUGUACAAACAUGUCAAAUGAUUUUAAUCAACUCACACAUUCAAAUGUCUAUGUCGAUAAUAGAAGAUUGAUUCUAAAUUACUCAAAUAGUGUACAAAUCAAUAUAGAAAGAUUGGGAAGGUCUGAUAGUGAUACGGCACUUCACACGUUCUGGACCGGAAGUGAACAAUCAACUAGUGAAAUGGAAUCUUCUGAUCAAAUUUCAAGUUUGGAACAUUGUAUUUCGUAUAAUUUUACUGAUGAAGAACAAUUUACUGAAACACCUGGAGAAAUCGAUGCCCUUAAUAAUGCAAUAAUAUUAUCAUGCAUGUUUAUUUUAGUAAUAUUUCUUGGAGUGUUUUAAGGUCAAACAUCUGUGACAAAUGAAAGCCUGAAAUUAUAGAAAAAUGAACCUUCACUUGUACUUGAGUUAAUGACUAACGCUUUGGCUGAUGUGAAUUCAAAGUCCUUCCAAAUAAUUAAUAACGGUUUUUCAAAAAAAAAAACAUUUAUGGAAUCAUUUUAUUCCAUUCGAAAUUUGAAAAGCAAUAUAAUGGAUGAAGAAUUUGUUUAUUACCGCACACUGUUUUGAAUGAUAAAAAAUAAACUAA
This is a messenger RNA of Teleopsis dalmanni, 1595 nucleotides long. RefSeq lists its product as uncharacterized. NCBI's taxonomy places the organism in Eukaryota, Metazoa, Arthropoda, Insecta, Diptera, Diopsidae. The coding region runs from base 134 to 1348 and encodes 404 amino acids. The record is from RefSeq and is a predicted model, not a curated record. The transcript is spliced from 3 exons.